AUGAACAUCCCCCCAGCUACAAACAUUUCGAAUUUGAGGGAACAGGUCCUAAUUGCGCUCUUCGGUGACGGUGUUCUCAAUACCGAAGUUGGGGGCAAGGACAUAGUCAUUCUGGUGGAUGGAGAUCGUCAAUUGUUCAACGCCUUAGAAACGGACACAUUGAAACUGCUGCAACACACACGCAAAUGCCCAGCUUCAAUCCUCUCAAAAAUCAGUGAAUACUCCAAGGCUGUUCGGAAGUAUGUCGAGGAUCAUUCGACGACCACAACUGGAAAGGAAAAGCACGUAUUCUCCGACAAAACCGAGCAAACGAUUACUCGUCAAGGUACACCCAGAGUACUUUCUGAUGACUCAGCAAUCAUUAACACGUUAUCUCUCGGGACGGAUAUCGGCGAGAGUCAUGGAGUAGAUGGCAGCACGUUUUUCGACGCUGAUAUUCGGGCUGCUGAAAUAAUAGGUCAUGUCUACAAUCACCUAGGCUUCUGGGAAACUGGUGUGCUUAGUCAAUCUUUCGAUCCUACUCUGACAAAGCGCCUCGCUAAGGAAAAUUGCCUUCCCUUUGUCGACGUGUUUCCUUGGUUCGUCAAACAUAAAGAUGACUACGAAAUGGCUGGUCAUUUCACAGCUGUGUAUAUGAACGCAGUAAAGCCUUUCAUUGUCCUCGCAUAUGGAGUUCUUCCGACUUAUGUAGCGACGAACAACUUCAAAUCGUUCACUUUGAACGACUAUGAGAGCGACAAGACCGCAGAGCGACGACGGUUCGGCCACGGGCACUGGGUGAAGAACAUCAUGGGUAUUCCGCAACUUGCUUCUUUCAACAGUGGCACUGGCUCUACAGUAGGAAAGGAAUGCGUAGUUCUCCCAUCAUGCCAUCCCGGUCUUCUCGGUCAUGUCGGAAUUCGCAAGGAAAAACUGACUCGCUUAUUGGUCAUGAUCUCUGGUCUUGCUUGGAGUGCCGCAACCCUCGCGAUUCAAUUGGAUCGGGAUGAGCCUAGCUUGACACGGAAGCAAAAAUGCAACAAAAUCAUCGGGAGCUUGGCGAGCAAGCUGAAGAAGAACACCAUGUUCGGCCAGGCAUUUCAAAGAGCAAAAGAGGAGUAUGUUCUAGCUAAUGUUGCAUGGAGCCAAGGCAAAUUGACUCGUCAAGAUGUCGGCGUUAUCAGGGCACCGAAUCGAAAACUACUUCCUGGGAAAGUUGACAGGUCCAGCAGUUCGCGUAUCAAACAAGAGGCGGAAAUUUUACGAGACAUUGGUAGUUCAUUUGAGGUGGUCAUCACAGAAGAGCCUUGGGACGGUGCUGGCGGGAAAGAUAGAACGCGAUUCCGAUUGACCUGGAAAGAAGACGACGAUCAGGAAUGGUCAAUCGCACCAGUCAUACUUCCCGCCAAUGUUUUUCCCACAGAAGAAAACGAUAAGCGCUUCCUCUGCUACACACCUACAGGCAUCGAUAUCUGCAACAAUGCUGGUUUGUCACUCGGCGAUAGGAAGCCUUUUGCUAAUGGGGCUACAAAAUCUGAGACGAUCCCGAUUGCUAGUCUUGUCAUUACACUUAGCGAACAAGCAAAUGCCGCCACAUUUUUCGAACACUGGGAAGAGCUCACUGGAAUGAGCAUUGGCGAUAUUCUCCGAUCUUCUCCGACAUCAACUAAUGUUCCAAGCGGCCACGAGACCUACUAUCCAGCGUCCUUCUUCGCAAAUUCAAAAAGUAAGCGAGCCUUACCUUUCACAUCCGCAACCUUGAGUGCCCAAGGGUAUGAUAUAUAUCUUAACAAGGUAAAGAAGGACUUGCCUGCUUUUCCAGGAGAUCUAUUGUGGUUGAUAGACCGGUUUCUCUCGGACAAAUUUCCGGAAGGAGGCGAGCUUGACCUAAUCAACGCUUCCAUCCACGGUAACUCUGUAUACAAGCACAUUGCCACUUUCUGUUCGAAAGCAAAGUACAAGUAUCAUCCUCAUUUUCGUACUUUCUUGGCUUUAGCAAGCAUGGCUGAGAUGGGUCUUGACGAGCGAAAUGUUUCUAGCUAUGCACUCACCCUAGCUGCAGAGAUCUUGCGAGGUCCAUUCGUUUCGAGAAAGAGCAAGACUGCAAAUAUCAAAGUAGAAGGCCAGAAUCGAUCCGCAUCUCGCUUUGUACUCACAAUCAAAAAAGAUCGCCCAGAGAAUGUCAUUCAUCAAGAAGAUGAACCAGAGUUGGAGCAAGACGUGGAGGUUUUGGAUGAUCUCACUGACAAGGAAGGCGAUCUCACUACAGAUGAUCGAGAGAGCAUGAUGGAUGAAGGCGAGGAUGUCGGUCAGAUUAUGGAGCGAGGAAUGAAGCGUGGGCGUGACGUUCAUGAUGAUGAUAAUGGAGAAGGAUCGAGCAAAGCAGCUUCUAAAGCGGUGAAGGGUAAAAAAGAUCUCGAUACCACGAAGGUGACGAGUUAAUGUUUGGCUGAAGACUCGUAGCCUCAUGGCAGGAAUGUAUUCAAAGACGCGGUGCAGAUGAACCGAGUACGGCGGGAGAAUGAUCGUCUGGAAGGUUAAGCACCAAGGCAGAUGACAGGUAAGACGCUACACGAUGGGUUUGUAUUACCUAAUCUACUACAUUAAAGAUCAAAAUGGUAGACAGAAUGUAGAAAGACCCAGUAUCAAAGGUGUGGGUAC
This is a messenger RNA of Bipolaris sorokiniana ND90Pr, 2640 nucleotides long. RefSeq lists its product as uncharacterized. The record is from RefSeq and is a predicted model, not a curated record. Bases 1 to 2421 code for a protein of 806 amino acids. Lineage: Eukaryota; Fungi; Ascomycota; Dothideomycetes; Pleosporales; Pleosporaceae. The transcript has 4 exons.